Theobroma cacao (cacao) is the source of this 1254-nucleotide messenger RNA. RefSeq lists its product as uncharacterized. Lineage: Eukaryota; Viridiplantae; Streptophyta; Magnoliopsida; Malvales; Malvaceae. The record is from RefSeq and is a predicted model, not a curated record.
UUUGUUUCUUUCCUUUUUCCCACUAGGAACUAGAAAAGACAGUCCACAUGGGAAAACUCAGAGGAGAGUACUGAUCUUUUGUCUCCUUCAAUCUUCCAAUUGUUUUCCAGUAGCAUAGAUAAGGAAGAGUAAUUAAUCAAUGUUUCAAUUUUCUUGUGCUAGAGGCAAGGAAGAGUAACACCUCCUUCUUUCUGCCUCUCUGUCUCUCCUGCAUAUAUUUAAAUAGAAUUCAACCAAAAAAAAAAAAGACCUCGAUUUCCAUCUUCCUUUUCACUUUCUUUCUGGGAUUUUCUCAACAAUGAGAAGCAUAGCAUCCUGUUAUAGUGAACAUGCCAUCAAAGUGUCAGAUUCUUAUUGUUCAGGCCCUUCAACUCAGGCCUAUCUCUCUCCCAACCUUGCCCCUUCAACCCCAAAUGCUAUAACAUGUAUAUACAAAGCUAAACUCUCCUCUCAAAGAAACCUUCUGAUCACCCUCACAUGGUGCAACAACCUCAUAGGCCAAGGCCUAAUAAUCAAUGUUGACGAAAGCCUCUCUACUCCAUCCAAAUUCAAGUCCAAUUCUCACCAGCUGAGAAAGAACAAAGGCAACAAAACAUUCAAAUCUUGCAAUUCAGAGAUUGAGGUCUUUUGGGACGUUUCUGAUGCCCAGUAUAUCAAUGGACCUGAACCAAGUACCAGGUUUUCUGUCAUAGUUUUAGUUGACUCAGAACUCUGUCUACUUCUUGGGGAUAUGAAUGAAGAAUUACAAAUUGAAAAGAUUCAAUCAGGACAACCAGCUGCAAAAUUCUCAUUGGUUUCACGAAGCGAAAAUUUCUCGGGCAGUACUGUUUAUUCAACCAAGGCACAAUUCUGUGAUACAGGAUUGGCUCAUGACAUUUUAAUCAAGUGCAGUGGAGAAGAAGAAGGGUGGAGAAAUCCUGUAUUGUCUGUCUGCAUUGACCAGAAGAAGAUUUUCCAAGUGAAGAGAUUGAGAUGGAAUUUCAGAGGCAACCAAAUAAUUUUUUUGGACGGAUUGUUGGUGGAUAUGAUGUGGGAUUUGCAUGACUGGCUCUUUAAGCAAACAUCUGGCUAUGCUGUCUUCAUGUUCAGAACAAGGAGUGGGUUGGAUAGCAGGCUGUGGUUGGAGGAAAAGGGCAGCCUGGAACAGAAGGAGAAAGAAAGAGCUGAGUUCUCCUUGUUGAUCUGUGCUUGUAAGAGUCCUGACUAGUUCUUUUGUUAUUUGUUUGAUAGAUUUUUUUUUUUUAGUAUGAUCUG